AUGUGCUUCGGCAGCAAAGUCAACCCGGAAGUCGGCCACGGUGCACAGAGCCACGACCAUCCUCGCCCCCAUCCACUUGACUCUGACGAGCAAAAUUUGACGAAGAAGCCUGUAAAAAAGUCGAGCGGGUCAGGAUGGUUAGCCAAUACACCGCAUGGCAGGAGCAAGGCUAUUCAGAAGAAUUUGACUGAGCAACAGAAGAGCGGGGCCCGGCCAACGUGA
Messenger RNA from Venustampulla echinocandica, 222 nucleotides. RefSeq lists its product as uncharacterized. The transcript has a single exon. The record is from RefSeq and is a predicted model, not a curated record. NCBI's taxonomy places the organism in Eukaryota, Fungi, Ascomycota, Leotiomycetes, Helotiales, Pleuroascaceae. Bases 1 to 222 code for a protein of 73 amino acids.